Linepithema humile (Argentine ant) is the source of this 2973-nucleotide messenger RNA. RefSeq lists its product as uncharacterized. The record is from RefSeq and is a predicted model, not a curated record. Lineage: Eukaryota; Metazoa; Arthropoda; Insecta; Hymenoptera; Formicidae.
AAGCGACGAAGUGACCGCAACUAAUCGUAAUCGCAAGUAUAGCGAAACAACGUAUUGUUAUGUCAAUAUAUUUAUUUCAAUUAAUUACUGUGCUAAAUCUUAGCAAAUAAAGAGAAACGGUGAUGUGCCUUAAAAUUCCCAAAAAGUCUGUAAAAGCUGUGCAAAAAUGGAAAGAUGUGUUUUUGGAAGUUUAAGUUUAGGUUAUAGAAGGCAGUAUGUAAAUAAAGUAUGAUUUGCAAAUGUAUGAAAUAAAGCAACAUACAUAUGCAAAUAAAUAUAUAUCAUCUGUUAUUAAUUAGUAUAUCAUCUGUUAUUAAAUAGAAACCAUGAUAUGUCAUACAAACAUAUUCGUAUAAAUAGUGACUACAGAGGCCUUAAAUGGUGCAGAAAUUAGAGUAUGAUAUUUCCUAAGGAAUUUGAAAAAUGCGCUAUGAUGAGCGAAAAGUGUCCAAAUUGUGGACAGCUUGUGAAUGCGUCUUUCUCAAGACUCGUAAAGGAUAGUUGUGGUCAUACCAAGUGUCGAAUGUGCUUAGUGUAUGAAGCGCAUGGUUGUAAAAUUUGUCAAGCCGAACGCAACACUCAGGAUUACUUGGUGCCAUGCUCCAUGAAUGGAGAGCCAAACGAUGCAAACAAAUCGACCCGCGAAGAGAUUGUGUUGCCGUUAGAGCUGGUCAUCAACAAAGAUUCUAAGUCCAAGGAAAACCAUUCUGAUUCAAUCGGCACUGAGUGCAGAUCGUUGAAUCCCCAUCAUGACAAUGUUACAACUUUCGACAAUAACACAGAUGCUUACAAGCCUACAACAAAUGACACAGUCACUAAUGAUGAUUCCGGCAAAGUGUACAUUCCAAAAAUAGAAACUCAUGAUGUAGUAUUGAAUAUCCACGCCCACUUAAGGAAUGAAAGUAAUUCCGAAAUAAGGAAUAAGAAUGAUGACAAAACAGCGAGUUUGCAGAAUCCGCAUGAUAAUCAGGUACAGGAAGAAAAAAGCGAGGAGGCAGUGAAGAAAAACAAGAAUGUCAGAUGUCGUGAUCGUAGUCACAUAAUGAUAUUGCCGGGUAAUCCGGAAAGGUACAAAUGCAACGUGUGCGGUAAGAUCUUUCGAAACAAGAAAGGCAAGUGCUAUCACGACGCUUGCGUGACAGGCAUCAAGCCUUACCAGUGUACUUUUUGCGACAAGACAUUCGUAAAGCGCUCUCACUUCGAGUACCACGAGAGAGUUCAUAAAGGAUACAAACCAUAUAAAUGCAAUCUGUGCGAAAAGGCGUUUCCUCAACAGAACAAGCUCAACAGACAUAUGUUUUCGCAUAGCAAGGAGAAGCAGUUUCUAUGUCCCGAAUGCAACAAACGUUACAGCAAACGAGACGACUUAAAGAAUCACUUAAGUAUACACAACGCGACAACUACGUAUAAUUGCAAGUCCUGCGACAAGUCUUUCCGCAUAUUAAGUAAUCUCAAACGUCAUAUGCGAACGCAUACAAGCGAACGACCGCACACGUGUGAUCAAUGCAGCAAGUCUUUCAAGGACAAAUCUUUAUUAAUACGGCACAAACGGAUUCACGGGAAGGAAAGACCGUUCUCUUGCGCCAAUUGCAACCGAGUUUUUUUGUCGAAGAGCGAGCUGAGGCGACAUUUAACUGUCCAUUUAGAUGAAAAGCCGUUCUCUUGCGGAUACUGUCAGACGCUGUUCAGACGCAAAGAUAAUUUAAACCGGCACAUCCGACACCACCAUAGCGAGGAUUCCAAUUGCGAGAGACAGCGCAAGACAGCGGUCGAAGCAGAUCGGAAUUGUUCAACGAAGAGCAAUCAGCAACGGCAGAGGCAGAAACCAAAGAGGACGCAGCCAAAGAGCCCUGGCAAGGUCGCUACGAUGUUCGCAAACUCUCGCGAUCAGAUUAACUCGCGGCUGGACUCCAUGGGCAAUAUUACGCCUGUGAUCAGGACCACUAGCGAGGUGAGUAACGCGGUGCCGGUGAUCAAUGGACCCAUUAACAUUAGGCGACUGGAGGACAAGACUGAUAGAAAGAUAUUUACGUACACGGAGCCGAUUCCGAUCGCCGAGGCGGCAGUGCUUAACUGCCGAAUUGAAGAAAAGCUGUACCCGCAGAGCGCCAGUAGUCACAAUCAUUUUGUACGCAGCUAUCUAAUGGACAGAAAUUCAAAAGUGAACUCUUACCCUAACAACAAGCUCGCGUCACAAGAAAAUCACAGUUCUACCGCGACCUCACAAAGUGAACCGAGAACGGAAGAACGCAAGGAUCCUGUGGCUGACACAUACGAAAAGAAAACUGUGAGGACUAGGAAAGAGAAAGACAAGCAGAACGAGGAGGGAAAAAAGGAUGAGUCUUCUGAAAAAGAAAGAAGUUCCAGCGAGCUUAAGGAGGAUCUGAGCGCUACUUCUCUUCAAAGGUCUAAUUAUGUCUCCACAAUCAAGAAACAUACCACACAGCAGUCAGAGAGACAUUUGAUCGAGAACUCGACAAAUAAUGGAGAUUCGAAGACAACGAAUCAAUCAACGAUGCCAAAGGAUUUUCAAGACAGCUGCCAAAAAAAGCAGAGCGGUGUACAUUGGAGACGCAGAAUUACAGAGACGCUGAAACCGUGCUGAUUUCGAGCAAAUCAACGCUUCGAGUGCAAAAGGAUUGGAGCAAAAUGAACAAUACAUUAUCAAGUGUUUAAUGCGAUGGCACAAAGAUUUGCUGAUUUUAUAAGAAAGCUCAAAAUUGUGAGUGGAACAAUAAGUCGUUGAAAAUAACGCAAUAACAAUUUAUUAGCCAUCAUUUUUCUCAUCAAUUCUUAAAGUCAGUUACACGGUUACAAGUAUAGACAAACUUAGCGUAUCAUUUAAUUAUCACUGAUAUAUAUAUCGUUUAUUUACAAUAAUUAAAUUAUCGUCACAAUAAUUGCGCCACGAAUGAAAUUAUCUUUGCAUACGCAAAUGGACAUCGAUGAUAUCUUUAAAUAAAUGCAUACGUU